Messenger RNA from Cygnus atratus (black swan), 1125 nucleotides. RefSeq names its product PHD finger protein 7. Lineage: Eukaryota; Metazoa; Chordata; Aves; Anseriformes; Anatidae. The record is from RefSeq and is a predicted model, not a curated record. Gene Ontology annotation, cellular component: nucleus.
AUGGAGCUGAGGCCCCGGCGCCGCAGGGUGCCACAACCCCCCCCAGCUGGCUCCUUCAGUCCCACAGCCCCGCUCAGGGUGCUGGCAGGGCCCCCCCAGGUGCCGUCCCCCCCAAAAAAGAAGCGGCAUGUUCCCGAGGAGGAAGGUGAGCUCAGAGCAUCCCCAUAGGGGAUGUGCCUCUCCCCCAGCCCGCCCCCACAUGCCGCUGUCACCCCGCUGGGCACCCCAGCACAGCACUGGGGUGACGAUGACACCGUCCCCAUGGCAGUGUGCAGGCUGUGCCAGCGGGCAGAUGGCGACCCCGAGGUCUUUGGGCAGACGUGCCAGCAGGAUGGGCUCUGCAUCCACGAGAACUGCCUGUACCACGCCAGCGGGCUGAGCCAGCAAGGGGCUGAUGGAGAGGGUUUCUAUGGCUUCCUCCUCCCCGACAUCCACCAGGAGCUGCAGCGGGUGGCACAGAAGAUGUGCUGCAUCUGCCGGCAGCGGGGCGCCUCGGUCACCUGCCAGGCUCGGAGAUGUCCCCGAAUCUUCCACUUCCCCUGCGGCAUCGAGCGGGGCUGCAUCUCCCAGUUUUUCGGGGAGUUCAAGUCCUUUUGCUGGCAGCACCGGCCAGCACAGCGGCUGCGAGCGCUGCAGCAGGGCCACAGCCCAUGUGUCAUCUGCCUGGAGGCGGUGGUGAGGCGGCCCCGCUAUGACACCCUGGUCUGUCCCGCCUGCACCAGUGCCUGGUUCCACCGCCACUGCAUCCAGGGCCAGGCGCUGAGCUCGGCCCUGCACCAUUUCCGCUGCCCGCUCUGCCAGGACAUGCAGACCUUCCAGGAGGAGAUGUUUCGCCUGGGCAUCAAAAUCCCCGACAGGGACGCUGCCUGGGAGGAGGACGGGGCUUUCGAGGAGCAUUACCAGCGGCACAGCUCCUGCGACGCCAGCCAGUGCCUGUGCCCAGUGGGACGGGAGCAGUCAGAGGACACAGGGCCCUGGAGGUUGCUGCUCUGCAGCUCCUGUGGCUCCUGCGGGACCCAUCAGCGCUGCUCUGACAUCAGGGAGGACACCAGCUCCUGGGAGUGCAGCGACUGCGCCGACAUGUGCACCAGUGAGAGCUGCAGCUGGGGGACAGGGUCCCCAUAG